Pyricularia pennisetigena is the source of this 1422-nucleotide messenger RNA. RefSeq lists its product as uncharacterized. Bases 1 to 1422 code for a protein of 473 amino acids. Gene Ontology annotation, biological process: carbohydrate metabolic process; citrate metabolic process; tricarboxylic acid cycle. Gene Ontology annotation, cellular component: mitochondrial matrix. The record is from RefSeq and is a predicted model, not a curated record. Lineage: Eukaryota; Fungi; Ascomycota; Sordariomycetes; Magnaporthales; Pyriculariaceae. The transcript is spliced from 6 exons.
AUGGCCUCUGCUAUGCGCCUCAGCUCUGCCUUCAGGGCCACUGCCCGCGCUCCUGCGUUCACUGCCCGCAGGACUGCUUUCAACGGCAUGCGAUGCUACUCGGCCAAGACCCAGACUCUGAAGGAGCGCUUCGCUGAACUUCUGCCGGAGAAGAUCGAGGAGAUCAAGUCUCUGCGCAAGGAGCACGGUUCCAAGGUCAUUGACAAGGUCACUCUCGACCAGGUCUACGGUGGUGCCCGUGGCAUCAAGUGCCUCGUCUGGGAGGGUUCGGUCCUCGACUCUGAGGAGGGUAUCCGCUUCCGCGGCAAGACGAUCCCGGAAUGCCAGGAGCUCCUCCCCAAGGCACCCGGUGGCAAGGAGCCUCUUCCUGAGGGUCUCUUCUGGCUUCUCCUGACCGGUGAGGUUCCCUCGGAGGCUCAGGUUCGCGCCCUGUCCGCCGAGUGGGCCGCCCGCUCCGACCUUCCCAAGUUCGUCGAGGAGCUUAUCGACCGCUGCCCCAACGACCUGCACCCCAUGGCUCAGUUCUCGAUGGCCAUCACUGCGCUCGAGCAGACCUCGUCGUUCGCCAAGGCCUACGCCAAGGGUAUCAACAAGAAGGAGUACUGGGGAUACACCUUUGAGGACUCCAUGGACCUGAUUGCCAAGCUUCCCACCAUCGCUGCCCGCAUCUAUCAGAACGUCUUCAAGGGUGGCAAGGUCGCCGCUGUCCAGAAGGACAAGGACUACUCAUUCAACUUCGCCAACCAGCUCGGUUUCGGCAACAACGCCGACUUCGUUGAGCUGCUCCGUCUUUACCUGACGAUCCACACCGACCACGAGGGUGGCAACGUCAGCGCACACACCACCCAUCUUGUCGGCUCUGCCCUCAGCUCGCCCUUCCUGUCGCUCGCUGCUGGCAUGAACGGUCUGGCUGGGCCUCUGCACGGUCUGGCUAACCAGGAGGUGCUGAACUGGCUUACCGAGAUGAAGAAGUCCGUUGGUGACGACCUGAGCGACAAGUCCAUCACUGACUACCUGUGGUCGACCCUCAACGCCGGCCGUGUCGUGCCCGGCUACGGCCACGCCGUUCUCCGCAAGACCGACCCCCGCUACACCGCCCAGCGUGUCUUCGCUCAGGAGAAAAUGCCCAACGACCCCAUGUUCAAGCUUGUCAGCCAGGUCUACAAGAUUGCUCCUGGUGUCCUGACUGAGCACGGCAAGACUAAGAACCCCUACCCUAACGUCGAUGCCCACUCUGGUGUUCUCCUGCAGUACUACGGCCUGACUGAGGCCAACUACUACACUGUCCUCUUCGGUGUGUCGCGUGCCAUUGGUGUCCUGCCCCAGCUUAUCAUUGACCGCGCCGUCGGUGCUCCCAUUGAGAGGCCCAAGUCGUUCUCGACUGAGAAGUGGAUCGAGAUUGCCAAGAAGACUUCUGCCUAA